UUGUUUAUAUGUGAAAAACCAGUGUGAAUAGAAUUUAUGCAAAUUCGAAAAAGUUUUCUUCAGUUUGGUUUUGUUUUCGCUUUUAAGCUAUGAGAAAAUUAUGGACGUAAACAUAAAAGUGUUUUAUUUACAGUACUAUAUUUAUGCCCACCCUACCCCGCCGUCUAACGGGAUCGGUGAAUAGUCGGAAAAACAAACAACAUGUAUAACACGAUUCGAAUGAAAAUGCAACAAAUUUACAACAACAGCAACAAAUGGAAAUUAAAUAGUUGAAUUAAAACAGGAAGCAAUUUUUUGUUAAUGUAUUGUUACACGCGCAAAAAUCAUGUUAAUGUCAUAAACAAAAGUAACAAGUAACCAACACCUGAAGACAACUCAAUAAACAUUUAUGUACAUAUGAAUAAGUAUACAUAUACACAUAAAUACAUAGAUAAUAAGAGAUCUCUGUCUGUCUUUGUUCGUUGCUCUGAUUGAAAAAAUGGCCGUGCAAUUGAAGCAUAAUUAUCAUCAUUUACCAUUGACCAUAACUCCGAUAUUCAGUGCCCAACAGCAGCAACAGCAGCAGCAGGUGAUAGCCGCUCCUUCUCAACCGGAUUUAACCUUCCAUUGCACCGGCUGCUCAGAAUAUUUUGUUAAUCCUUGGGCAUUAUAUCAGCAUAUGAAUAACAAGCAUCCGCAGGAGGAGGAAAUCAAACCGGAAAACAUUAAUGAUGACGACAAAUGUCCCCAGGACGAUGGUGAAGAUUAUAGCUGGAUAUUUGAACCGCUUUGUGAGCUACAAGAGAACGAAGAGAUAACCGAAUCUGUGGAAAGUGCUGAUUCUUCGACAGAGGAGCAGGAUUCAUCAGACGACGACGACGACGAUGAUGAUGACGACGAUGACGAUGAUGAUGAUGAGAGCAGUAGCAGCAGUAGUAGCUCUAGCUCCUCAUCAACAACAAGUUCCAGUCAGAGUUCGGCGUCAACUUUACCCACCACCAACGCCAACACCAUUAAUACCAUCAAUACUAAUUCGACAAAUUCCAACUCGUCGAAGACUGAACCCUUAAGGGGUCUAAUUGCCAGCUCCAAGCCCAAUGAAUUUCAUUUACAGAUCAAUGAUCCGCGAGAGUCUACAUCGAUUAUAUUGCUAAAACCUGAAAUGAGUAUUAUAGCUAUACCGCCGGCUAUGACGCCGCUUGUGACACCGCCAACGCCUCCAUCGCCCAUCGCAGCAAUCGCUCAGAAUCCCAAACGUCGUGGACGUCGCAGUGUGGUUCCAAAUCCUUCCAUAAAUGCAACACUCCAGCCAAAGUGUUUUCAAUGCUCUCAUUGUGAGGCUAGUUUUCUAAAUGCCGGCGACCUUUCCAAACACGUUCGCUCCCAUAUUACCAAUAAGCCCUUCCAGUGCUCCAUAUGCCAAAAGACUUUCACUCAUAUCGGAAGUUUAAAUACUCAUAUACGCAUUCACAGUGGCGAGAAGCCAUACAAAUGUGAACUCUGUCCAAAGGCCUUUACCCAGUCGAGCAGUCUGAUGGUACACAUGAGAUCCCAUGCUGUACGCAAGCCCCAUCAGUGUCUACAAUGCGAUAAGGGUUUCAUCAACUAUUCCUCGUUGCUGUUGCAUCAAAAGACUCACUCGACACCGGAGGAAUUGUUCAUUUGCCCGGAAUGUGAGAAGGAAUUCAAAGCGGAGGCCUUGCUAGAUGAGCAUAUGCUAAUGCAUACCCAGGAGCUGGUCUAUCAGUGUGCCAUUUGUAGGCAGGCAUUCCGUGCCAGUUCGGAGCUGGUGCAGCAUAUGAAAUGUCAUCUGGGUGAGAAGCCAUUUACCUGUAAUCUCUGCGAUCGCUCGUUCACCCAAUCGGGCAGUCUGAAUAUCCAUAUGCGUAUCCAUACGGGUGAGAAACCAUUUCAAUGCAAACUGUGCGAUAAAUGCUUCACUCAGGCCUCCAGUCUGAGUGUCCAUAUGAAAAUCCAUGCCGGCGAGAAGCCCUAUCCAUGUCCCAUUUGUGGCAAAUCUUAUAGCCAGCAAGCUUAUCUCAAUAAGCACAUACAGAACCAUCAGCAGAGUCCAGAGCUGAUGCAUCAAAUAAAGCAGGAAGAGCCACCGAAAGAAACUCUGGUGUGCAUUGCUUGUGGUUCAUUGCAUCCAGAUGCUACGUCUCUGGCCUUACACGUGACCCAACAACAUGCCCAAUUGUUAAAUAGUGUCAAGGAUAUGCCUUUACCAAGUACUCAACCAUUCGCUCCACUUCCACUUCCUAAUCCCCAACAAUUAGAUACGAAAUGCAGUCAACAAUUGACGCCACAGCGUUUGGUACCAUCUUUGAUACAAAUGCAACAGGAUUCAGCUGGCGAAGAUGAAGAGGACGAUGAAGAUGAGUUGGCUGGCGAGGAGCCCAUGGAUAUGUUCUAUGAUAUGCCCGACAUGGAUGUGGGCUAUCAGGAAGAAGUCUGCGGUGACUUCACUGAAGAUGACUAUGCCGCCGAGGAAGAGGUCUACACCGAGGAGGCCAAUUAGAUAUCAUAAGAUUAAGUUUAUUCGCUUUAAUUGGGAUUGCUCUCAAGUCAAGGAUUGUAAAUUCAUCAUUAUACAAUUUCGAAUUAUGUUUUACCAAGGACCCAAGUUCAACCCAAUUAAAUAUUUAUAUAA
Molecule: messenger RNA, 2632 nt
Organism: Drosophila willistoni
Lineage: Eukaryota; Metazoa; Arthropoda; Insecta; Diptera; Drosophilidae
Product: zinc finger protein 37
Exons: 2
Coding region: 479-2500 (673 amino acids)
Biological process (GO): regulation of transcription by RNA polymerase II
Cellular component (GO): nucleus
Molecular function (GO): RNA polymerase II transcription regulatory region sequence-specific DNA binding; DNA-binding transcription factor activity, RNA polymerase II-specific
Source: RefSeq, a predicted model, not a curated record